AUGCCCCCCAUCCCGGGGACCUGCCUCGGCUGUUCCUCACCCCUCCAGGGCAGAGCUCCCUGCCUGGCGCUGGAGAAGGACCAGGGACAGUCUGACUCGCCCAAACUCUGCAGGCCACGAGAUCUCUCGGAGGAGAUGUGGGAGGCAGCGUGUCCUGGAGGGUCGUGGCCCUGGCAGCUGCUGGGCAUCAUGAUGUGGCUCUUCUCCUCUGAGGCCUUGGCAGUGGAUCAUGAGCGGUGGUGUGAGAGGACGGUGCAGGUGAUGGAAGAGGAGGUGGUGACCCCUCGACAGGAGGAGGAGGUGCCUUGCUCAGAGGUCUACCAGUACAACAUGGCCGGCUGGUUCCUCAACCAGGACCGGAUGCGCCAGGCCUCGGGGAGGGCCCAGGGCAUGUGCUACAUCUACAAGCCAGAAGACACGAGGCCUCUGGUGUGGAACCGCACGGUGCGCGCCUGCUGCGAGGGCUGGAGCGGGCCCCACUGCUCUGUGGGAAAGGGUUCGGUGGGCCGUUGCUUUUCCGCCUGGCAGUGCCAGGACCUGCCGGGGCUGCAGAACUGGUCGCUGCUCAGCCUGGAGGAGUGCUGUGGCCGUCGGCGGGGACGCAGCUGGCAGAACGCCUCCUCCCAGCUCUGCUCCAGCUGCUCCCGCCUGGUUCUAGAAGGUGACCUGCCUUCUCCUUCUGUCCUCUGGCCCCCGGCCCCGACGGCACGGCUGACCCGCUCGGGGUAUCGCCGGCACCCCUUUGCCACCUGUGCCACCUGGGGCGGCUUCCGCUACCGGAGCUUUGAUGGCAAACAUUUCCGCUUCCGUGGGACCUGCGCCUACGUCUUGGCUGCAGCCUCCGAGGGCACCUGGGCGCUCCACAUCUCCUCCCACCAUGGAGACUUGCCCGCCCUGCGCAUGCUCUUUGGUCUUGACCUCGUCAGGGCAGAAGGCCGGAAUGUCUCCGUUAACGGUAUUGUGGUGCCAGAAGGGGAGGCACGCUUGCAGAAAGGAAUCAGCAUCUGGUGGUUGGGGGACUUCCUCCUCGUGGAGAGUGGCCUGGGUGUGCGUGUGAAGUUUGAUGGACGUGAUACCGUCUACGUGACCGUCGGGGCAGAUCUCAAAGGAGAUACCCGAGGGCUGUGUGGGGUCUACAAUGAGGACCCUGCAGAUGAUUUCCUGCGCGUCGGAGGGGACGUGGCUGCACUGGCAGCCAGCUUUGGCAAUUCGUGGCGCGUACCGGAUGCCGAAUCGAGCCCCUGCCAAGAUGCUGCAGAAGAAGCAGAGGGCUGCGAUCCACCGGCAGGCCAGGGGAGCCAACAGGAAGGGGCCUCCGUGUGCCAGCAGCUGUUGUCCAGCCCUUUCAGCCAGUGCCACUCAGAGGUGGACCCCGGGGGCUUCUAUGAGGCCUGUGUGGACGUGCACUGCAGCGGGGCAGGCACAAGCGCCAUCUGCGAGACCUUUGCCAGCUACGCCCGAGAGUGUGCCCAGCAGAGCAUUUGGAUCAGCUGGCGGCGUCCCGGAUUCUGUGAGAAGUCCUGCGGGCAGGGCAAACGCUACUCCGACUGUGUGUCUGCCUGUCCUGCCAGCUGUGCAAUGGUGGGUUCUGCCGAAGAAAGAGGGCCCUGCCAGGACGAGUGUGUGAGCGGCUGUGAGUGUCCUCCAGGCCUCUACCUGGAGGAGGGCACCUGCGUCCCGGAGAGCCAGUGUCCCUGCUUUCAUCGGCGCCAGAGGUAUGCCCCCGGACAGACGAUCCAGCAGCGCUGCAACCAGUGCACCUGCCAAGGGGGUCGCUGGUUUUGCUCCCAAGACCCAUGUGCUGGGCAGUGCGUGGUGCUCAGUGACUCACACUACCUGACCUUCGACCGCAAGCGCUACUCCUUCCAUGGCACCUGCCAGUACAUCCUGGUGCAGGACUUUGUGGGCGGGAAGCUUCAGAUCGUGGCCGAGAAGGGGGCCUGUGGGAGCCAAGGGGCGGCUGGCAGCUGCCUCCAGGCGGUCACUGUCACGGUGCAGAAGAUUUCUGCCCGGCUGACCCUCACAGGGAGGGUGUCCGUGAACGGUGAGGACGUUGCCCUCCCUUUCGCCAGCGCGGAUCUGACCGUGCGCCGCGCCUCCUCCUCCUUCCUGCUUCUCCAGGCCUUCGGGGCCCACCUGCUCUGGGGUCUGGCCUCCCCUGCUGCCUACAUCACCCUCCAGCCCAGCUUUGCCAACAAGGUCCGAGGCCUUUGUGGCACCUACAACUGGAACCAGCAGGACGAGUUUACCACCCCGGAGGGAGACGUGGAGUCCGGCGUGGCUGCCUUUGCGGACAAGUUCAGGGUCUCUCAGGACUGCCCCUCCUUUGGCCCGCUCACCUUUGACCCCUGCAGCACUUACGCCCAAGGGAGGCAGUUUGCUGAGACAGCUUGCGCGGUCCUCCACAGCCCGACUUUCCAGCCUUGCCACGACCUGGUGGAACAGGAGCCCUUCUACCAGCUCUGCCUUUAUGAGGUCUGUGGCUGCUCCCCCAGUAAGGACUGCUUGUGCCACGCUGUGGCAGCCUACGCCAGGCAGUGUGCCCAGGAAGGAGCCCCCGUGUCUUGGAGGAACCAGAGCUUCUGCCCUGUUGAAUGCUCAGGGGGGCAAGUCUAUCGAGAAUGUGCUCCUCCGUGCAGAACUACCUGUGCUGAGCUGCACACAGAAGCCUUUGACACCUGCCAGGAGUUGGAGCCGCUGUGUGUGGCCGGCUGCAACUGCCCAGAUGGGCUGGCACUGGACGAGGAUGGGCAGUGUGUCCAGCUGUCCCUGUGCCCCUGCGUUCACCAGGGGGAGGUGCAUCCCCCGGGGAGCAAAAUCCAGAAAAACUGCAACACCUGUGUUUGUGUGAACGGGGCCUGGAACUGCACAGGAGAGAGCUGCCCCCAAGCGGUCGUCUGCCCUGGGGAGCUGGUCUACACCUUUGGCUCCUGCCUACAGACCUGCGAAAGCCCCGAGGGCAACCUCAGCUGCAUGGGCGCCUUUGACGGUUGCGUUUGCCCCCCUGGCACCGUCUUCUUGGACGAACGCUGCGUCCCCCCGGAGGAGUGCCCCUGCCACCACCAUGGACGGCUGUACCGACCCAACGACACCAUCACCAAAGACUGCAACACCUGUGUUUGCCAAAGCCGGCGCUGGGAGUGCAGCCACCACCACUGUGCAGGGACCUGCGUAGCCACCGGAGACCCCCACUACAUCACCUUUGAUGGCCGGACCUACACUUUCCUGGGGGACUGCGAGUACAUCUUGGUCCAUGAGAAGAACGGCGCUUUCACCGUCACGGCAGAGAACGUCCCCUGUGGCACCAGUGGCACCACCUGCACCAAAUCGGUGGUGGUGGUCCUCGGCAACACUGUUGUGCACCUGCUCCGAGGAAAAGACGUGAUGGUCAACGGGGUCUCGGUGCGUCCCCCGAAGUCCUACAGUGGCAACCAGCUGACCCUGGAAAGGGCCGGCCUCUUCCUGGCCGUCGUCUCCCAGCUGGGGCUGAGGGUGCUUUGGGACGGAGGCACAAGGGUAUAUGUGAAGCUGGAGCCCGUCUACCAAGGCCACGUCGCUGGACUGUGCGGGAACUUUGAUGGGGACACAGAGAAUGAUUUCACCAGCCGGCAGGGCAUUGUGGAGCCCACGGCCGACCUCUUCGGCAACUCCUGGCGCGUCAGCCCGCUUUGCCCUGAAGUCAGCAGUGAGGACUUUGAGCACCCGUGCGCGGUGAACUCUCACCGCUCAACGUGGGCUCGGAAACGCUGUGGGGUCCUCCUCCAGGACCUCUUUGCCCCCUGCCACGAGGAGCUCCCCUGCCAGCAGUUCUACGACUGGUGUGUCUUUGAUGCUUGUGGAUGCGACUCUGGGGGUGACUGUGAGUGCCUUUGUACGGCCAUCGCCACCUACGCCAAGGAGUGCAGCCAGCGGGGGGUCUCCGUGCGCUGGAGGAGCCAGGAACUCUGCCCCAUGCAGUGUGACCACGGGCUGGAGUAUGACCCAUGUGGCCCCGCCUGCCCUCAGACCUGCCAGAAUGUGGACCUGGAGCUUCCAGAGCCCUGCGAAGCCCUCUCGUGCGUGGAGGGCUGCUUCUGCCCGGAAGGGAAAGUGCUCCAUGGCGGCCACUGCAUUGACCCGUCCGAAUGCCCCUGCUACUGGGAGGGCACGUGGUUCCCACUGGGUGCGCUGGUGAUGCAGGAGUGCAGGAACUGCUCCUGUGAGGCCGGCCUCUGGCAGUGCGCUGCCCCCCUGGAAGCCUGUGCCACCCUGACUCGCUGCACCGAGACCGAGUUUGCCUGCCGGGAAGGCGGGCGCUGCGUGCCCGGGGCCUGGGUGUGUGACAACGAGGACGACUGCGGAGACGGCUCGGAUGAGUUCUGUGCCCUGAGCUGUGCCCCACACCAGUACCAGUGUGCCAGCGGGCAGUGUGUGCCCUGGGGCUACCGGUGUGAUGGCACCCCAGACUGCUUGGACCACUCUGACGAGCGGGGCUGCCCCCUGGCUGCCUGCGCCCGGCAGGAGUUCCGAUGCGCCAACGGCCGCUGCAUCUCCCGGGAGCACGUUUGUGACGGGGAGCUGGACUGUGGCUUUGACGACCCCUCGGAUGAGGCGGGCUGCGGACCACCCUGCGGGCCAGGCGAGCUCCGUUGUGCCGUGGGGCUCUGCCUCCCCUACCUGCACCGGUGUGAUGGCCACGAUGACUGCGGGGACUUCAGUGAUGAGCAGGACUGCCUCUGCCCGGCGGGGGAGUUCCAGUGCCCCGAGGGCCGGUGCCUUUCCCGCGCCCUGGUGUGUGACGGCAAGCCGGACUGCCCCUCGGGGACGGAGGAGGCCUUCUGCCCAGGCCGAGUGACAUGCGCGCCAGGGCAGCUGCUGUGCCCAGAUGGCACCUGUGUGAGCCUCACGCAGGUGUGUGACGGCACACGUGACUGUGCUGACGGUGCUGAUGAGGAGCCCCUCCAGUGCCUGGUGACCCGUACCACAGCCCUAGUGACUACCAGUGUCCCCACGAGACUCCCUGAGACUUCCUGGCCAUCCAUCCCCAGGACCCUGGCGCCACCCUGUGGCCGCUAUGAGUUCCACUGCCACAGCGGGGAGUGCCGGCCGCGGGGCUGGGUGUGCGACGAUGAAGCAGACUGCCUGGACGGCAGCGACGAGCUGCAUUGCCCGCGGGCGUGCGCCUUGGACCAGUUCCCGUGUGCCCACGGGAGCGAAUGCAUCCACUACAGCCACCUCUGUGACGGUGCCCCCCACUGCCAGGACCGGUCGGACGAGAGCAUCGACACCUGCGGCUCUACCCAGAUCCCACCCUGCCCGGGUUUUUUUGCCUGCAACAACCGCAUGUGCAUCAACGUCUCCCGAGUGUGUGAUCACACCCCAGACUGUCCCCUGGGGGAAGAUGAGCUGGCUUGCGGCACCCGCUGGCCACCUCCUGGAGGGAGGAACCAGAGCGCCGGACCCUGUGCAGAGUACUCCUGUGGGGACGGGACCUGUAUUGCCUUCAAGCAGGUGUGCAACGGCCUGGCCGACUGCCAGGACGGCACGGAGGCCUCAGGGUGGCUGCCCUCCGACGAGCGGGACUGCGGCCUCUGGAGCCCCUGGGCCCCGUGGAGCCCCUGCAGUCGGUCGUGCGGCACGGGCCUGCAGCUCCGGCGGAGGACGUGCGCCCGGCGGGCCCUCGACUUCAAUAUACAUUCCAAUCCUAAAGAAAGGAGAGUUACGCUGCGCCACUGCCUGGGAGAGGAGGUUGACGCUCAGCAGUGCUUCGAGGUGGCCUGCCCAGUGGACGGCGUGUGGACCGAGUGGACGACCUGGUCUAACUGCAGCCAGGAUUGCCGUGGGGUGGUGGUGCGGCGCCGGGAGUGCCUGCCCUCCCACAACGGGGGCCUGCACUGCACCGAGAAGCCGGACGCUUCCGCCAUGUCCUUGGAGAUCCAGCCCUGCCAGCAGGAUGAUUGCCUGAAUGCCUCCACCUGCCCAGGGGAGCUGGUGAACUGGAAGUGCGCUCCCUGCCCCACAUCGUGCGCUGAGCUGUCCAGCCGCACGCGGUGCAGGAAGGACAGGCCCUGCCGGCCAGGCUGCUGGUGCCCAGAAGGGAUGCUGCUGGACAACGACCAGCGAUGUGUGCGCCCUCGGGAGUGCCCGUGCCAGGUGGAGGGCACUCGGUACUGGCCUGGCCAGCUGGUGAAGGUCAACUGCCGGAUCUGCACUUGUCAGGACGGGCAGAUGAAGCGGUGCCGCCAGAAUCCAGAGUGUACAGUGAAUUGUGGCUGGUCAGCCUGGUCCCCCUGGGGCGACUGCCUGGGCCCCUGUGGGGUACAGAGCAUUCAGUGGUCCUUCCGCAGCCCCAACAACCCCACCAAGCAUGGGAACGGUCGCCAGUGCCGAGGCAUCUACCGCAAGGCCCGGAGGUGCCAGACCGACUCGUGCGAGGAGUGUGAGCACCAUGGCCGGACCCACGCCAUGGGUGACCGCUGGCGCUCGGGGCAAUGCCAGGUCUGCCAGUGCCUUCCCAACUUGACGGUGCAGUGCUCCCAGUACUGCCCCUACAGCACGGUGGCCUGCCCAGAGGGCCGAGUCCUGGUGGAGGGCCGAGGAAACUCCUGCUGCUACUGCGCGGAGGCUGCAGAGAACCAAACGGUCAUCCCCACAGUGCCGGCCGCCGGACCCUCCGUGGCCAGCCUGGGUGCCUUCACCACCGCCCCACCCCUCAGCACCUACCCGCUGCCCCCCCUUGGAGACCUUUGCUACGGCCCACUGGGCAUUGCGUCGUUGCCAGACGCCCAUUUCAGGGCAUCCUCAGAGCAGCCGGAGAACCCAGCGCAGGCCGCCCGCCUCAACCGCCUCCUGCCCAGUGCCGACCUGCAGGGCUGGGGUCCCAGGGCAGAAGCCUAUCCUGAACUGCUCUCCCGGCCCCCCUUUUUGGAAGUGGACCUCGGCGAGCCCAGAAACCUGACAGGGGUGGUGAUCCAAGGGGCAGGAUCCUCCGAUGCCUACGUGACCAGCUUCUUCCUGCAGUUCAGCUUGGAUGCGGGAAGAUGGCACGACUACCGUGAGGUCUCCCCUACAGGAGGCGCCCUGGAGCCGAAGCUCUUCCAGGGGAAUUCCGAUGACUCCACCCCCGCGGUCCGGACUUUCCAGCACAUGGUGACCGCCCAGCGCGUCCGCAUCCUGCCUCAUGACUUCCACAACGGCAUCUUCUUGCGUAUGGAGCUGCUGGGCUGUGGCAAAGGUGGGGAGCAGAAGCUCUUCCAGGGGAAUUCCGAUGACUCCACCCCCGCGGUCCGGACUUUCCAGCACAUGGUGACCGCCCAGCGCGUCCGCAUCCUGCCUCAUGACUUCCACAACGGCAUCUUCUUGCGUAUGGAGCUGCUGGGCUGUGGCAAAGUGUCCCCAGAGCCGCCCGGACGCCCGACGGCCCUGCCCGGCUGGAGGCCAUGCCGGAUGGGGGAGUUCCAGUGCCAGAACAGGCGGUGUGUGCCUGCCGGGCCCCAGGGCGCCGUCUGCAACGGGGUGGAUGACUGUGGGGAUUUCUCUGAUGAAUGGCGCUGUGGAGUCGGCCCGUCAUCCUCCCCGGAGCCCUCCGCCUUCCUCCCGGGGGCCUGCCUGCCCUCCCAGUUCCAGUGCCCCUCUUCCAACAUCUGCAUUGAAGCCACCCAGAGGUGCGAUGGGGCGGCCCACUGCCCAGACGGCUCUGAUGAGACGGGCUGUGCACCGGCUAGCACGGCGCCCCCACCUGGCACAGUCAGCCCGUGGACUUCAGGGGAAAAGCCCCACUUGCAGCCUUCUGUGACCCAGGUGGCCCCAGGUGGGUGGCCAUUUCCUGAGGACUUCACUCCCACUCCACCAGGUGCCUGCAGUGAACCCCUUGGCCUGGAAGACGGGCGAGUGCGACACCAGCAGCUGAGCGCUUCUUCCUCCGAGGAGGGGAAUCCUCCGGAUGCCGGGCGCCUCAACAUUGUGCCCAACCUGCAAAACACGGAGCCUGGCUGGAGCCCACGCGCGUCCGACCCUGAUCCCUACUUCCAGGUGGACUUUCUCCAGCCCACCUUCAUCACGGCGGUGGUCACCCAAGGAGGUAGCCGCACCCAGGGCUACGUCUCCCGUUACCGCUUGGCCUCCAGCCACGAUGGCAUCCUCUUCCGGAAUUACACCAAGGCCAGGCAUGGCCCAGCAGCUUCCGCGCAGGUCCUGGAGGGGAAUUCCGACAGCACCACCCCAGUGCGGCAGGAGCUCCGCCCUGCCCUCUUGACCCGCAUCCUGCGCAUCAUGCCUGUGGCGUAUCACGGAAGCAUUUCCUUGCGCAUGGAGGUGCUCGGCUGCCCCUGGAUCCCUGCAGGAACGGAACCCACCGAGGGUGUGAGAACGUCCGCCCUUCCCACGAGUCAAGAGCCACAAACGGCCAGCCCUGGGCUUCUUCCCACAGGGGCAGCAUCUUUGCCAGCACCUGGAACAGAGGUCCCCACAUGGCCUGGGGUCAAGACGUCCAAGCAGCACCAAGAGACAGCUGCCCCCACUCCCUUCUCCCCAGGGACCCCGACCCUCCUCUGGCCCACCUCCAGACUCCCGGCCUGGCCAGCUUUCCCCACCUUCCCCCACUGGCCUGGAACCCCUGGCCUGAGGCCCACCGUUUUAGGACCGACCGGCACUCCUAGCCCCGGGCUGCCCCGGAUCCUUUGCACCCAGGGGCAAUUCACCUGCGAGCUCUUUGGCUGCGUGGAGGCUGCCUUCGUCUGUGACGGCCAGGAGGACUGCUUGGAUGGCUCGGACGAGGCGCUUUGUGGGGGCCCCACAGCUCCCGCUCUCCCCACUGUGCCCCCCUUGUCACCGGCGGUGCCCCCCAGCAUCUGCUCCACCAAGCAGUUCUCCUGUGGCAGUGGGGAGUGCCUGGCACUGGAGCGGCGCUGUGACCUUCGCCGGGACUGCCAGGAUGGAUCCGACGAAGCCCACUGCGUGGACUGCAUCUUGUCCCCCUGGAGCCCCUGGAGCGAAUGCAGCCGGUCAUGCGGGCUGGGGGUCACCUUCCGCCGACGGGACCUGCUCCGCAACGCCCUCCCGGAGGGGCAGUGCGACCGGGACGAAUUUGACAGCCGCUCUUGCUUCCUCCGGGCCUGCCCAGUGAGCGGCGCCUGGGCCCCCUGGGGCGAGUGGUCCGACUGCGAUGCGGAGUGCCGGGGAGGCGUCAGGAGCCGCGCGAGGGCCUGCGCAGACCCCCCACCGAAGAACGGGGGACAGCCCUGCCCGGGGGAUGCCGUGCAGAUGGAGACGUGCAACCAGCAGCCCUGCGGAGAUGCCCGGGACUGUGGCCCAGACAUGGUCUACGUGCAAGCUGGGCACUGUGAACGGGGCCUCGUGGCCCCCUGUCCCCAGACAUGCCAGCAGCUGAGCACCAAAGCCACGUGCCACGGCAGCUGCAUAGAGGGAUGCCGGUGCCCCCCUGGGCUGUUCCUGCAGGACAGCGGCUGCGUGAACAUCAGCCAGUGUCAUUGCUUCUUUGACCAUGAGCGGCGGCUUCCCGGGGAGAUGUUCCUGCGAGACAACUGCAGCCAGUGCGUCUGCCUGGAUGGCACCGUGACCUGUGACUCCAUGGCCUGCCCCGUGGACUGUGGCUGGUCAGCCUGGUCCCCCUGGACUCCCUGCGGCCAGAGCUGUGGGAUUGGAAUGCAGCAAAGAUUUCGAUCUCCCUCCAACCCAGCGGCUGCCAAUGGUGGUGCCCCAUGCCGAGGGGAUGCCCAGGAGGUCCGGGAAUGUCACACCAUCUGCAUCUCAGAAAUCACCUCCCUCUGGAGCGAAUGGACCCCUUGGUCACCUUGUUCCAAAACCUGUUUCUACGCCACGGACAUGGUGGGGGUCAAGAAGCGGUUCCGGCACUGCAAUGGUACCUCUGAGACCGUGGCAGGGUGCCACGGGGAAGCUGUGCAGGAGGAGCCCUGUGACACGCCCCCCUGCCCAGUGGAAGGCCUCUGGACUCCGUGGACAAGCUGGUCCGAGUGCUCGGCUCUUUGUGACUCCGGCGUGCAGACCCGCAAGCGCACCUGCUCCAACCCCGCCUACGGAGGCCCGGGAUGCUCGGGACCCCUCAUCCAGACCCGGGACUGCAACACGCAGCCCUGCAGAGCGCGGUGCCCGGGGAACAUGGUCUACCAGACGGCCGAGGAAUGCCGGCGGAAGGGAGGGGCCUGCCCCCGCCUCUGCCUGGACCGGGGCACCCAGGUGGAGUGCACCUCCCAGUGCCAGGAGGGCUGCGCCUGUGCCGAGGGGCUGUUCCUCCAGAAUGGCACCUGCGUGCCCCUCAGCGAAUGCCCGUGCUACCACCGAGGGCAGCUCUACCAGAGGGGCAGCACCGUGGCCCUGGACGCCUGCAACCACUGCACCUGCCGAGACGGGGAAAUGGAGUGCACGGCCGAGCCCUGCCCAGUGGACUGCGGCUGGAGUGCCUGGACUGCCUGGAGUUCCUGCAGCCGCUCCUGCAACGUGGGCACCCGGCGUCGCUUCCGCUCUGGCUCCGAGCCACCUGCCGCCGACGGAGGGCAGCCCUGCCAGGGGUCUAAUGUGGAGGUGGAGUUCUGCAGCCUUCCACCUUGCUUGGGUUCUGGCAUGGAGUGGGGGCCCUGGUCACCCUGCUCCGUCCCCUGCGGGGGUGGCUACCAGAACCGCACGAGAGCCAGCCUGACCAUCCUGCGCAGGAUCGAGUUCGCCACCUGCAACCUUCGCCCUUGUCCCGGGGAGGAGCCAGGAGUCUGCCCGGAGGGGAAGGUGUGGCAGGAGUGCGCAGACCAGCCAGCUUCUUGUGCAGAGCUCAGUACAGGCCCCAGCGCCACCAACCGGAUCUGCCACCCUGGCUGUUACUGCCCCAACACCACUGUCCUGCUGAACAACCUCUGUGUGCCAGCCGAGGAGUGCCCCUGUGCCAUCGAUGGGAUGCUCUAUGCGCCAGGAGACGUGGUGCCCAAGGGCUGUGAGAACUGCUCCUGCCUCUCUGGCCAGGUGGGCAACUGCUCCCGCGCAGCCUGUGGAGACGUGGACGGCCUCUGGUCGGCCUGGGCUCCGUGGAGUGAGUGCUCCGCUUCCUGCGGGCUGGGACUGCAGAACCGCUACCGCUUUUGCACGGACCCUCCUCCCUCUGGGAUGGGGACGCCGUGCUUGGGACCCGAACGGGAGGAGAAGCCCUGCCACAUCCAGCCUUGUGCCAGAGAUGGGGCCUGGGGGUCCUGGAGCCCAUGGACCGCCUGCACCGUCAGCUGUGGGGGAGGCAUGCGGAGCCGGAUCAGAGCCUGUGACAGUCCUGCCCCCCAGGGCUCUGGGGAUUAUUGUGAGGGGCCUCCUACACAGGUGGAGGCCUGUGGCUUGAACCCGUGCCCAGGUCUGGACUGCUCUGCAGUGGGCGGCUCCGUCUUCAGCAGCUGUGGGCCCCCGUGCCCCCGCUCCUGUGAUGACCUUUCGGUGAGAUCCAGGGCACUGCCCGCUCCCCAGGACGAUGGGCUUUUGAACCCCCACUUUGGCACCUGCUCCCAAGGGAAGCUGCUUUGCACCCACCAGGCCUGCGCAGUUCCGGGCGGCUGGUGUGACUGGUCCCCAUGGAGCCCCUGCUCCAGGACGUGUGGCCAGGAGAUGGUGACCCGCUACCGGACCUGCAGUUGCCCCAAGCCCCAGCAUGGCGGUCCCGAGUGCGAGGGGGUUCAGGAGUACCACGGAGAGAGUGGGGUUCAGCUCCAGAGGACCGAGUGCCCCACGGCCACCUUCUGCCCAGUGGACGGGGGCUGGAGCACGUGGACUGGGUGGACCUCUUGCAACGCAUGUGCCGGCGAGUCUGUGCGGACCAGAGAGUGCACUAACCCCCCAGCCCGUUUUGGGGGGUUGCCGUGCCCCGGAGAAGCCCGGCAGAGCCACCCCUGCCAUGACGGACGCACUCACUGUGAAGGCUGUGGUGGGGGCCAGGUGUCCUUCCCCUGUGGCAAGGCCUGCCCGCGCACCUGCGAGGAUCUGCACCCGGAGACCGCCUGCUCAGACAGCCCAGGCUGCCAGCCGGCCUGCGCCUGCCCCAACAAGCAGCUGCUCCAGGACGACACCUGCGUCCCUCCGGCCCAGUGCCCCUGCAAGUACCGGGACGCCCAGCUGGGUGCCCCCGAAAGAGGGAACCUCUCGUCCCCCUGGGCAGGACUGCCUCCCUGGGAGAUCGCUCAGCCGGGGGAGACCGUCUACGGGCCCUGCCAGAACUGCACCUGCGUGGCCGGACACCUGCAGUGUCGUGUGGACCCCUUAUGUCACCUGGAUGGGGGCUGGAGCACAUGGGGGCCGUGGUCUCCUUGCACCCAGAGCUGUGGGGAGGGGGCCCAGUUCCGCUUCCGGGGGUGCGACAACCCAGCUCCCCAGAAUGGGGGCCGGGGAUGUUUGGGAGGCAAAGAGCAGCAGAGGCCCUGCCAAAGCCAGGGCUGCCCAGAGGAGGAGGAGGAGGAGGUGGAGGCGUGGGGUCCCUGGGCCCCGUGGGGCCCCUGCAGCGUCUCUUGCGGAGGGGGAGAGCAGGUGCGCCAUCGCCAGUGUCCUCGGCCGGACUGCCAGGGGCUGCCGGUCCAGAGCAAGACAUGCAACACCCAGGUGUGCCUCGAGGUGGGCUGCCCGGUUGGCCGAUUGUAUCGGGAGUGCCUGCAGGAGGAAGGGUGUCCUUACAGCUGUGCCCACCUCACUCACCGGAUGGAGUGCUUCUCGGAUGGCUGCGAAGAGGGGUGCCACUGCCCAGUGGGCACCUACCAGCACAAGGGAGGCUGCGUCGAGGAGUGCCCCUGCGUCCUCACUGAGGAGUCCCUGAAGAUGUUCCAGAAGCACUCUGCGGAUCCCCUCCUCACUGUCCAGGGCCGGAGGCUCUCCCUGGGGGAGGAAGUGCCACCAAAGGCCACCGUCUACUCUUCCUGCAGCAACUGCUCUUGCGACAACGGGCAGCUGGCCUGCAUCUUCUCCCUCUGCUCCGUGGAUGGGGGGUUCACCCCCUGGACUCCAUGGACCCCCUGCUCCUUGACCUGCGGGGGGCUCGGGAACAUGACCAGGUCCCGACACUGCACCAGCCCCGUGCCUGCCAACGGGGGCCAAGACUGCGCUGGCCCCCGGGUGGACCUUAAGUAUUGCCAGACGCUGGACUGCCACGCCGUGGCAUUGCCCACAAAAGAGCCCGUCUCUGGCACCGCAGGCUCCAAGGAGGACCGCUUCAGUCCCUGGUCCCCCUGGACGCCCUGCUCAAAGACCUGCAGUGACCCGGCCUUCCCGGCCAUCAAGACCCGCCUGCGGUUCUGCCCGGGAGGGGCCAACUGCACCGGAGAGCCUUUCCAGGAGCAAGAGUGCAACCUGCCCCAGUGCACAGAGGCUGGGCCGUGCCAGGGCGAAGAGUGCCAGGGCAUGAACUGCACGUGGCAUCCGUGGUCUCCCUGGAGCGAGUGUUCGCGCAGCUGUGGAGUCGGGCAGCAGCGGCGCCUGCGCACCUACAGCCCCCCCGGGGAAGGGGGCCACUGGUGCCAAGACAUCCUCACCGGCAACACCGAGCGGCGCUUCUGCAAUCUAAAGGCCUGCAAAGUGGAUGGCGCCUGGUCCACGUGGAGCCCCUGGUCGUGGUGUGACCGCGUGUGCGGGGGCGGGCGUUCCUCUCGCAGCAGGACGUGCACCAGCCCCCCACCCAAGAAUGGAGGGCAGCUCUGCCCUGGGGAGAAGUACCAAGUCCGUGUCUGCAACCCCCAGCCCUGCGAAGAAGGCUGCCCACCAGGAAUGCACCUGGCAGACUGUGCCAACGCGUGCCCGAGCCACUGCUGGGACCUCCAGGAAGGCCUGAUGUGCCAGGAUGGAGAAGCCUGUGAGCUGGGCUGUCGAUGCCCAAACGGGACCCUGGAACAGGACGGGCUCUGUGUUUCCCCCUCCCACUGCGAGUGCACGGACGCCCAGGGCCACAGCUGGGCCCCCGGCAGCCUCCGGGACGACGGGUGCAACAACUGCACCUGCACCGGGGGGCGCCUGCUCUGCACCAACCACACCUGCGCCCCCAGCGAGUGCGCCUGGAGCCUCUGGUCCAGCUGGUCCGAGUGCAGCCUCACCUGUGGAAACGGUCUGCGGACGCGCUUCAGGACGCCAACCUCAGGUUCAUGGGCUCUGGAGUGCCUGAAGGAGCAGCGGGAGACCCGCCCCUGCAGCCCCGGCCCCUGCCCGCCUCUGUGUUUGCGCGACGGCCGAGAGAUGGAUCUGGGCGCCACCUGGCUCCUAGGGGAGUGCCAGCAAUGUAUCUGUACGCCGGAAGGCAUUUUCUGCCUGGACAUCGCGUGCGCAGUGCACGGCGGCUGGACGCCCUGGUCCCCCUGGUCUGACUGUACUGCUUCCUGCGGCCACGGCCACCAGAUCCGCACCCGAGCCUGCAUCAACCCACCUCCGCGCAACCAAGGGCUGCCCUGUGCCGGCCCCGAGACCCAGGCCCAGAAUUGCUCUGGCCUCCGUCCUUGCCCAGGGGAUGAGCUCUGUCUCUGGAGCCCUUGGGGCCCGUGUUCGGCAUCGUGCGGAACUGGCUUGACCUCACGAACAGGGACGUGCGCCUGCCCGACUCCUGAGCAGCCAGCAGGAGGGCCGCCUUGCAAUCACAGCCAGCGCCAGGAGGUGGCCGCGUGCUACCUCCGAGCUUGCACAGAAUGCCCCUGGAGUUCCUGGACCCACUGGACCACGUGUUCCUGCAGUUUCCUGGUGCAGCAGCGGUAUCGUAACCAGCAAGGCUCCGGGGCAGACGGCGAGCCUUGCCUGGGCCUGGACGGGCAGUUCCGCCUGUGCGACUAUUCCCACUGCUCCGAGUCGAGCUGCGAGGCGCCCUUUGAGUUCCGGGAGUGUGGCUCCCCUUGCGACAGCCUCUGCUCCACCCUCCGGCACCCAGAGCUGUGCCAGGAUCUUCCCCGUUGUCUGCCUGGCUGCUACUGCCCGCUGGGCCUGGUGGAGCAGGAGGGGGCCUGUGUCUCGCCCUCCAAGUGUGGCUGCCUUCACCUCGGCCGUUCUGAAGGCCCCACGUACCUGGCGGCAGGAGAGACGGUUCAGAUCGGUUGCAAGGAGUGUGUAUGUGAUCGGGGGGCUCUCCAGUGCCACAGUGAAGGAUGUCAAGGACUGCUUCCGCUGAGCGCCUGGUCAGAGUGGACCCCCUGCUCCCCUUGCCUGCCCUGGCUGCAGCUGAGCCCGCAGGCGGGCUCCGGCCCCCUGGCUCAGCCCGACCCCGGCUGGCCCCAGGGAGGCCCUCCCUCCCAGCUGGCUCUGGUCUCUGUCCAGCAUCGCUAUCGCCUCUGCCUCGACCCCCAGACGGGCAGACCGUGGGCAGGGGAGGCUGGUCUCUGCUCGGCGGAGCUGGAGCAGGAGCGGCGGUGCCCGGACCCCCACGCGUGCGAAGGUGUCUGCCUCUGGGGCCCCUGGGGCCCCUGCCGUGAGCCCUGCAGUGGGGGCUUCCGAAUACGUCGCCGCGCCACCCACCCUCCAGCUGAUGAGCAUCUCUGCCCGGGUCCAAGAGCCCAGUCGGAGAGCUGCAACACGACCCCCUGCCCAGGUGAGGAAUGCGAAGAUCGGGGCAAAGUCCACGCCCCUACCUGUGCCAACAGCUGCCCGCGCACCUGCAUGGACCUUUGGGAGCACGUGGAGUGCCUGCAGGGGGAAUGCAAGCAAGGGUGCCGGUGCGCAGAGGGGCAUCUCCUGCAGGAUGGUGCGUGUGUGCCAGUCCCAGCCUGCCGCUGUAGCCUCCCCGCAGCCAACAGCUCCCUGGAGCUUCUGCCUGGGCAAAUGACACAACUGGAUUGCCACAACUGCACCUGUCUGAAUGGCACCUUUGCCUGCCCAGAGCAGGAGUGCCCCUCCUACGGGGAAUGGUCAGCUUGGAGCCCCUGCCCGGCCAGCUGCGGAGGGGGGAGUGCCCUCCGGCACCGUACCUGCGACCAGAGCCCCGGGGGUGCCCCCUGCCUGGCUGAUGCCAUGGCGGAAACGGCACCCUGCAACCCGCAGCCCUGCCCUGGCCCCUCCUGCCUGUUGAGCGAAUGGUCAGCCUGGAGCCCCUGUACCGCCAGCUGCGGGGGAGGCGUCUCUGAGAGGAGCCGCAUCCUGCUCUCUGCCCCAGAGGAGCUGUGUCUUCUCCCACGGCUGCAGCACCAGACCUGCAACCCCCAAAACUGCACCCCGGAAUGCCCAGGCGCCCAGGUCUACAGCAGCUGUGCCAAUGCCUGCCCACAAACCUGCACCGACCUGCAACCCCAGAGCCAGUGCCUGCAGGAGGACUGCCAGCCGGGCUGCGCCUGCCCCUCUGGCCAGGUGCUGCAGGACGGGGCAUGCAUUUCCCCGGAAGAAUGCCGCUGCAGGCUCAGCCCAGCACCAGCCACACCCUGGGCGGCCAACAUGUCCGAAGAGGAGCAGGCGCAGGAGUACCCGCCGGGCGCGUCCAUUCCGCACGAGUGCAACAGCUGCAUCUGCCAGAGAGGAGCCUUCGUCUGCACCCAGGAGGACUGUGAUGUGCCCUGCAUUUGGUCAGCGUGGUCCCCCUGGUCGCCCUGCUCUGUCACGUGCGGCACCGGAGAGCAGCUGUCCCGGCGCCAUCAGCUCCAGCUGCGCCUCUACGGAGGGACCGAGUGCGAGGGACCCGCCAUGCGCUGGACUUCCUGUUCCCUCCCAGACUGUGGUCAAAAUGUAAGGCUAAACACUGCAGGAAGCCACAUCAAUCUGUGGUCCUGCAGCAAGAAAAGUUCUCUCCCUGCUGACCUCAUGCGUCCUCAGUCAGGGAAGCAGGGAGGUCACGGGAGGGGAAAGGAGCCACCUGGCAGGUCUGGGCACGUGGUGGGGGUGGAGAUCCCGGGGUGGGACUGGCCUGAGCGAUUCCCUCUUGUGACUCUUCCAUUCAGUCUCAUUUUCUCUCCCUCCCCAACCCUGGCUCCCCUCCCCCCUUGGCACACAGCCUGCCCUGACGGUGAAUCCUGGGUCAGGGGGGGCUCCAUGGCCCCCUGCGAGCGCAGCUGCCACCAGAUCUAUGAGGAUCCCCCCCAGAACUGCAGCAAGGGAGGCGCCCAAGGGUGCCUGUGCCAGCCAGGGCGCUACCGGAAUGGGAGCGGUCGCUGUGUGGUGGCCGCUCACUGCGAGUGCGAGCAUGGAGGCCAGACCUAUCCGGCUGGGUCCCACUGGCAAGACGGGUGCGAAUCAUGCCAUUGCUUGAACGGGAGGGCUGUGUGCGAGGCAGACUGCCCACCACUCACCUGUCUUGAGGACGAAGCGAAGGUACAGGAGCCUCCCAGUUGCUGCCCUGUGUGCCGGAAAGAGCUGCCUGAAGAGCCGCCCCACUGCCGGCAUUACACAGAGCGCCGCAACAUCACCAAGGGCUCCUGCUUCCUGGCGGAGGUGGAGGUGAGCUACUGCCGCGGCUGGUGCGCCUCCCACACCAACGUCAUCCCCGAGGAGCCGUACCUCCAGACGUUGUGCGAAUGCUGCAGUUACCGCCUGGACCCCGUCAGCCCCGUCCGCAUCCUCAACCUGCGGUGCCAAGAUGGAGAGACAGAGCCGGUGGUGUUGCCGGUUAUUCACGGCUGCGAGUGCAGCAGCUGCCAAAGUGGAGACUUCUCCAAGCGCUAAGCAUGCUCCGGCAAGGGAGAGAACCCACCCACUCUCUUGCCAUGUGCUGGAGUGGGGCAGCUCAUCCGCCAAGGCGAGACAUGACGGUGCGCCUCCCCUCGGAGCUGCUUGAGCCCUUCCUCUACACCAUCGCACACGGCACAGCCGGCGAGCCUUCUUUUGCAAUUUAAUAAAAUAACACAGCAGCCGC
Messenger RNA from Pogona vitticeps (central bearded dragon), 17773 nucleotides. The record is from RefSeq and is a predicted model, not a curated record. NCBI's taxonomy places the organism in Eukaryota, Metazoa, Chordata, Lepidosauria, Squamata, Agamidae.